This is a messenger RNA of Quercus robur (English oak), 1304 nucleotides long. Its product is annotated as PRA1 family protein B3-like. Gene Ontology annotation, cellular component: Golgi apparatus; endoplasmic reticulum. NCBI's taxonomy places the organism in Eukaryota, Viridiplantae, Streptophyta, Magnoliopsida, Fagales, Fagaceae. Gene Ontology annotation, biological process: vesicle-mediated transport. The transcript has a single exon. Bases 261 to 959 code for a protein of 232 amino acids. The record is from RefSeq and is a predicted model, not a curated record.
GAUCUCAAUUUAAAACAAACGGCUCAUCAAUCUCUCAAAAUCGUAAAUCCAAUCAACACCGUCCAUCCCAUAUCUGACGUCUCACAACUCCUAAAAACUCCCUUGCAAUUCCCUUUUUUCUAUAAACAGCAAAUAAAAACACACCGCACUUUAAUUCUUUCUCUUCCUCGUUGGCUCAGCCAAGUUCGAGCCUCUUAAAAGUGAAGGAAAGGCUUUUAUUACCACCACAUAAAAUUAGUUAUUACUUUCCUCUAUUAUCAAUGGCCUCUCCAGCCGUACUUCCAAUCUCAAAUCCCCAAUCAACCGGCGAAUCGCAACCGUCCACUACGACAACAUCAUCAUCAUCAUCGCCAUCGCCAUCGCCAUCGCCGUACCUCAAAGUCAGAACCUUCCUCACGCGCCUGCUUGGCUACACGCGCCAGGCGCUCUCGAACCGCCGGCCUUGGAUGGAGCUUGUGGACCGCACCGCGUUUUCGAGACCGGAGUCGCUCACCGAAGCCGCGUCGCGAGUACGCAAGAACUUCUCCUACUUCCGCGUGAACUACCUGACUCUACUCGCGCUCGUAGUCGCGGUCUCACUCCUCUCCCACCCUUUCACCCUCGUAAUCCUCCUCUCCCUCCUCGCCGCCUGGCUCUUCCUCUACUCUUUCCGGCCGUCCGAUCAGCCCCUCGUCAUCAUGGGCCGCACGUUCUCGGACUUCGAAACUCUUAUCUGCUUGAUAACGGUCACGGUGAUCGUGAUCUUUCUCACGAGCGUGGGGUCGUUGCUCAUAACGGCCGGGAUGGUUGGGAUGGGGAUCGUGUGUGCUCACGGCUCGUUUAGGCUUCCUGAGGAUCUGUUUCUCGACGAACAAGAAACGUCGGGUGGUCCUGGCCUCUUCUCGUUCAUUGGUGGCGCUGCCUCCUCCGCCGCCGCAGCUGCUGCAGCUGGGGGACCUAAUAUGAUGUCGCGCGUUUGAACGCCCAGAUCUGCGUUAAUGUUUUGGAUCAGAUCCAGAUCUACUAUACGCGGCAUGAAUUGAACUUUAAAGAGUUCUUUUUUUUUUUUUUUCUUUUUUUAGCACUUGGGUAAUUGUUUUAUUUCUUGAGAAGUUUUUUUUUUUUUUUUUGAAUUUGAAUUUGAAUACAAAUUUGUUAUUGUGCUAAAUUUUAGAUCCCAUACUGUUAUUACAGGUUGUUGUUGUAGUGUAAAGUCUUCUGGAUUUUUUUAUCCAUGCAGUGAGAGAUCAAAUUAAAUAUUUGGAUAGAGAGAAGAGCUUGUAUUAUAGAGGAUCAUAAAUGAAUGAUUAAAGAUUUUUUUCCAA